GACGACGGACUGGAACUCGUCAACGACUGUUGGGCUGGCUCUGAGAGAGAGCAUUUGUAAUACAGCAGUUACCAUGGCGGAGCCACGAAUAGAUGUGGACGAUCAGGACCAACCAUUAUCUUCGAUACAGUCGGCUGGUGGGCAGUCCCUAGUCCGCCAGCUCCUCGAGAUCCAGACCGCUACUAUCGAGCAAUCGAAAUCACUUCAUUUCAUCCAAAACCUCGACUGUCUGUAUCUUGAUAAAACCCGAGACCGAAAACGCCCCCCACAAACCCGCGAUUCAGCAUCUGAAGAUGAUCGCCCUGUGUGGCUCCGCAAAAGCGGCCUGAAUGCCAUCAAAGACCUGGACUAUGUAGCUGUGUCUUGGACAUGGGGAGCUUCCGAGCCAUACGAGGAUUCUACAGCCGGCCACCAUCUAGUACAACUCUCUAAUGGGAAACGCGAACCUUCUGGGGUCCGCAACCGGGUCUUCGACCGCAUACGGCGAUACCUGAAAGCCCAGCCUGGCCUGCAAUACGUAUGGAUAGAUAUGCACUGCAUCUGCCAGGAGCCGGGCCCAGAGAAGACUCGGGGUAUGCAGGCAAUGGAUAUGGUCUACAAGCUGAGCAAUCACCCCAUUGCUCUGCUAGCGCGACCGAUCGAAUCGCACGAAGAGCUUUGCCUUCUCGCAGACGUUCUCCAGGGCAAUUUUGUGUCAAAACAUGCUUCUGGAGAGUUCCGCUUAAGUUCCUUCGCAGAGAGCGCCCUGGAAAGGCUUCGUAGAGCAUUGUCCCUUCUCGACGCCAUAACCUCCGAUCUUUGGUGGACAAGAGCCUGGACUUUCCAGGAAAACUAUCGUUGCGAUGGACAAAUGACACUACUCAUCCCUCAUCCAGAAGAUGGUGAAAUAUUCAGGGAGAAGACAAAGAACGAGAAAAUUUUCGGUAACGUAGUGGGCGACAUAUCGAUCUCAUCCCGAAAGUUCCAGACGGAAUCCACAAAGCUAUGCAAAGCCUGCAUAAUUGCUGAGCGGAAUGACGGUAUUCCCGGUCUGUCCGGUGUUGCCGAACGGAUUCUUAAAACAGCUCCCAAUUACGAGUUCCUAUUACGGGAGGCCAUACCCGGUGGACAAUUGUCGACCCGCUGGUCACAGUCGCCGAGGAUCAUAAAGGAUAUUGAGUCCCGCGGCAGCAAAUUUUGCCACGACAGAUUGGCCAUAGUCGCAAAUUGCUGCCAGUACUCCAUCAGGCUAGAUGAUGCCAUCUUGCGGCAAGGAUCCCACAGCAUGAGCCUGUCUAUGCUCGCACUUUAUCUCUUAAAUGGAGAGAUCAUGGAAAACGCCUGUGGAGGAAAGGGGAGCCGUCUUUUGGCGAGAUGUCGGGGUCAAACAGUCGCCGACUUCAUCGCAGAGCAGUCCUUUGCUAAUUUCUGUCCACCUGUGCUGAGACGUCCUCUUUUUUACAACAACGGUUGCCGAUUCAUCAACGUUCAGCUGACUGAAGAGGGGUUGAAGACUUCUGGCCAUAUCUGGAAGCUCUAUCGCACCUUACCCACGGAGCAAUUCGCUCUUCCAGCUUCAGAGAACCGAAUACACCAUAGCCACUGGAGACGCCGAACACAUAUCGCCAGGCGGCUUGCCGAGCUGCGAGAUGCCUUCCACGAGCUUGAAUAUGACACACUCGUGCAAAAGCUAGAAGAGUUUCUUGAAGCGAACAUGCGACCCAAGAAGAAGGAUUUCUUUUCCGGAAAGUACAUGUGGACGAUGGCCAAGAUGGUUGUGGCUGCAAUGGACGCGCAGAAGCCACUGGUGCUCGGUGGUCUGCUUGAUCACCAGCAGUUCAAUUAUACUGGAAUCUUCGUGCUGGAAGAUCUUGAAGAAGAGGGAUAUGAUGAGGAUAAGGAUGAAGAUGAAGAUGAAGAUGACUGCUUCCAAGAUGAAGAUGCCUACGUCGGUUUCUUCACUGACAGCGACAAUGAUGAUGCAAGCGACUCAGGAGAAAGUGGAACGCAAGAAGAUGAUGACGAUGAAGUGGAGAUUGGGAGCUUAUCCAAGCCUGUCUACAUUUUCACCUCCUCUAAGCCGAUGAAGGAGUCUUCAGAGAACCUGUAUCCAAACGACAUUGACAAACACGUGUCAAUUGAGGUACACGGAGACAACUUGGAAUCGAUAGGCUUUCAAGACGAGCCUGGGCCUAAGCUACUUAUUGAACGUUGGGUGAAUGGGCUUUGUUUCUUCCAGAACCACUCCCGUCGGUCGGUAGUUUUCCCAUGGCAUCCUGCGUUGAGAAGAGGCUCUCAUAGAUAA
This is a messenger RNA of Colletotrichum scovillei, 2284 nucleotides long. RefSeq lists its product as uncharacterized. Lineage: Eukaryota; Fungi; Ascomycota; Sordariomycetes; Glomerellales; Glomerellaceae. The record is from RefSeq and is a predicted model, not a curated record. Bases 74 to 2284 code for a protein of 736 amino acids. The transcript has a single exon.